UCAGCCUUCCAGCUGGACCCUGCUGUCGCACAUCUCACUGCGUGGGGUUUAAACAAGGACACAAAACACCUGACGGCUGAGCUCUCCCUUAUUGCGGUUUUCACCAGACCACUCUUCCAACAAAGCCAUGAGGGUCUUCCUUCUGCUUUGCCUGCUGGUGUUAGGCAAUGCCAAACCCUACGAGCCAAUUGACGUCAUGGAGUAUAUGAAAAACUAUGACAUCAUGAUGGCAGAUUCAAGUGAUGAUGAUGACGACGAUGAUGAUGAUGAUGACGAUGAUGAUUAUGACGAUGAGAACUGUCCAGCUGGUUGUCACUGCUCACCCGGAGUGGUGCAGUGCUCUGACCAAGGUCAGAUCUCUGUUCCAGAGAAGAUUCCUGAAGACACUGUGAUGCUUGACCUCCAGAACAAUGAUAUCACUGAGAUCAAGGAAGAUGACUUCAAAGGCCUCCACAAGCUUUAUGGCCUGUUUUUGAUCAACAACAAGAUCUCUAAGAUUCACCCUAAUGCCUUCAAGAACAUGGACCAUCUCAGACUGCUGUACCUCUCCUACAACCUACUGACUGAAAUCCCUGACAACCUGCCGCCUAAUGUUGUUGAGCUGCGCUUUCAUGAAAACAAGAUCAACAGAGUCCAGAAGGAUGCAUUUAAGGGCCUGAGGAAACUUCAUGUGCUGGAGCUGGGUGCAAACCCUCUUGCCAACAGUGGGAUGGAGCUUGGAGCGUUCAAUGGUUUGUCAACUCUGUACAUUGGUAUGGCAGAGGCAAAACUAACCACCGUACCAAAAGACCUCCCAAAGUCCAUUACACAGCUGAACCUGGACUACAACAAGAUCACCAAGGUGGAGGUGGAAGACUUCAUUAGAUACAAAAACCUGCAAUGGCUUGGACUUGGUUUUAAUCAGAUAAAGUUUGUAGAAAAUGGCAGCUUGGCCAGCAUUCCAACCGUCCGUGAAAUCCAUCUGGACAACAACCGUUUGAAAAAGGUCCCACCUGGCAUCAACUCCCUCCGCUACCUCCAGGUGAUCUACCUCCAUGGAAACAAAAUCAACAACGUAGGAGUCAAUGACUUCUGUCCCAUUGCUACCGGCAUCAAGAAGAACCUAUACACAGGCAUCAGUCUGUUUGCCAACCCAGUUAAAUACUGGGAGAUCCAGCCAGCCACCUUUCGCUGUGUGACAGGAAGGAGAGGGGUUCAGCUAGGAAACUUUAGAAAGUAGGAGUAGGAAGUUGAAACCAAGCUUUUCCAACAGCUCUGGAGAACUGCCAAUUGCUGUUGAGGUAUAAGGGGAGAAUCUGGAAACAAUUCAGAGUGAUUAAACGAGAUAAAACUGCCUUCCUUACAAAUAAGCUGAUUAAGAAAUUAAUGAAACAACUUCCAGAUUUAGAAGUAUAUAACAACCGUAGCACAUGUUGUUGAAUGCUGGUACAAUAAACAAAAGUUUUCAGCUAUAAGAACGAAAAAAACACAAAACACUAAACUCUUGUCUUGAUGUUGCAGCAGACAAUAUUGCAGGGGUGGAGGAAACAAAAUAACAGCUAAACUUUAUAACAACAACCAACACCAGACCCCUACCUUUGUGAGGUAUAUCCUGUUAGUGGGACCUUUAGUCUUGUCCCUCACUGAACUUUCCCAGGAAUAAAGCGCCACCCUAUGGCCCUUUCUGAGAAAUGCCACCCAAUGACUUCCAUUGUAUUUCAUGACACAGUAUAUUUUGUGUAAUUUAAACUUUUUUGAUCAACAUGACGCAUUGCAAUUUUCAUUUAAUAUUCACUAUUGGCAGGAUUAGUAACAUAACUAUAAGAACACCAUUAAGUUAAAUUAGCAGCAAUAAAUUAAUUGGCAACAUGAUUUAGUGCAAUCAAUCAAUUUGAAGUUUGUCUUCAAGUAGAUGUUUUAUAUAUUCUCACUGCAUGUCUGUAUUGAUGUAACUAGGAGGCUCAGAGCUUCAUAUAAGACUGGAAUGUACAUUGGCUUUAAUUGAAACCCCGAAAGUUACUUUGUUACAUUUUAUUGAACCAGGAAACCAUGUUAUUAUUGAAAUUGUAAGAUAGGACUGUAAUUCUCAGUGUGGAAUGUAGGAGAGUAUCUUUCUAACAAACAUGUUUCCUCCAGAGAUCUCUCCUCUGAA
This is a messenger RNA of Notolabrus celidotus (New Zealand spotty), 2131 nucleotides long. It is a transcript of the gene aspn, whose product is annotated as asporin (LRR class 1). Gene Ontology annotation, molecular function: protein binding. NCBI's taxonomy places the organism in Eukaryota, Metazoa, Chordata, Actinopteri, Labriformes, Labridae. The transcript is spliced from 8 exons. The record is from RefSeq and is a predicted model, not a curated record. Bases 128 to 1219 code for a protein of 363 amino acids.